CGAGUUAAACGGAUUGCUUGGUGAGAUUUUGUUAGGAUAAUCUCAGAGGUUGCUAGCAAUCAGUAGAGUUACUCAUAGUACUAAUACAUGUGCAAGUUUUCUUUAAUUAAUUUUGGUGCUUCUCCUGAUUGAAGAUGGUCGUGACCAAUUUUAGAACUUUAAAACCCCAUUAAACAUUGUUGGUAUGAAUUGGGCUUGGAAAAUACUCGAUCGAGCAGCUCCUUUGUUCUACAUUUUGGUUCAGCCUAAAUACUCGAUCGAGCAGCUCCUUUGUUCUACAUUUUGGUUCAGCCUUACACACUUCAUCGGGUAUAUGAAUUUAUUUAGAUGUAUGUAGAUACUUAGGCGUACAGGGACCCACUGUAUUCCUUUUAUUUUUGUAACCUCACAUUCAAAUAUCUAACUUUUUGUAUAAUGGUUCUUUUCACAGAAUUUCCACCGCACCUAAAAAACAAGAGUUUCAAUUGUAUAAAGAAAUCCAUGUGUGACAGAACCUUUACACGAGGAGGGCAACAGCGUCGACAUGGCAAUCGAGUCACUCCUGAAUGCGGAGAAGCAGUGUUGCCUGGCUGGCGAUGUGGCCAGCACUAGGAAGGACAUCGUCGAGCUCUCCUUCAAGGAUGGCGCCUGGAAGACGCUUAACUGCCAGAUCGUUGUCCUCUCUAAGAGGAGGAGGGCCAGCUCAAAGAAUGGCGUCACCGGGCAGGACGGCAGCGGCGUGCCCGUGUUCGCGGAGUACAACCUCGACGAGCUCCGCGCCUCCACCGACGGCUUCGCAACGGACCACAUCGUCUUCGAGCACUGCGAGAAGGAGCCUAACGCCAUCUACCACGGGCCCUCUUCAGCUCUGGCACCACCGUCGCCAUCAAGCUCUUCUACCGCUCCGCCUGGCCUAACGCACGCCAAUUCAUGGUUCGUGCCCCUUGCUUUGUGGGCGAUGAACGGCGCUUCUGAGUCGCGUGUGGGGAGCGGCGACGGCGUGUGGGAGGGGCUCUCGGGGCAGGUGGCGUCGCGUGGGAGGGGCUCUCGGGGCAGGUGGCGUCGCGUGGGAGGGGCUCUCGGGGCAGGCGGCAUCGCGUGGGAGGGACUCUCGGGGCAGGCGGGCGCGGGGAGGCGGCGGGGAGUGGCACCGUCGCAUGGGUAG
Messenger RNA from Aegilops tauschii subsp. strangulata, 1144 nucleotides. RefSeq lists its product as uncharacterized. NCBI's taxonomy places the organism in Eukaryota, Viridiplantae, Streptophyta, Magnoliopsida, Poales, Poaceae. The record is from RefSeq and is a predicted model, not a curated record.